Messenger RNA from Balaenoptera acutorostrata (minke whale), 927 nucleotides. RefSeq names its product basic salivary proline-rich protein 2-like. Lineage: Eukaryota; Metazoa; Chordata; Mammalia; Artiodactyla; Balaenopteridae. The record is from RefSeq and is a predicted model, not a curated record. The transcript has 2 exons. Bases 1 to 927 code for a protein of 308 amino acids.
AUGAGGGGAACAGUGGAGCAGUGCCUGGAAUCCUGCCCCCCACCCCCAGAAGUGGCAGCUGAGCCCACAACCCCAGGUAGCAGCAGGGGAAGUGGCAUACUGGCUUACCAGCUGCCAUGGCACUCAUGGCCACACAUAACUGGGCAGCAGCAGCAGCAGCAGCAGGACCUGUGGCCCCAUCCCUCCAGCCAUGGGGGCACCAAGACUCUGGCCCCCAACCCCCACUUGCAGCAGCAGCACCCAGGAACCCAACUCAGGCAGCUCAGGCUAACGUCCCGCUCUGGAGGGCUCCAGGCUGGAGAAAGACGGGAAGAACUGAGUCAGAAUAAGAACGAGGAGGCGGGGUCAGCCCCUCCUCCCCCACCUCCCGGGGGUUCUCGGGCGCUCAGGCGGCCGCCUCCGCCCUGCGGCCCGGCUCCCCGCGCCCCCGGGCCCUUGGGACAGGGCCACCCCCGGGAGCACGAGCGGCGGUCCCGCAGGGCGCAGGCGCCGGCCUCGGGGCACGACUCCCCGCGGGGCGCCCCUGCGGCUGCGACCGGCUUCCCACGGCCACCAUCACCGGCGGCCCCCUCGCCCGGCGCCCGCACCGCGGCCCCGCGGGGCGCGUUUCCUCACCUCCUUCCCCUUUCCCCAGCGGCCCCCAGGUCUCUACCUGCACCCCAGCCGCUCCCCGCAACUCCAAAGGGCCCCCUUCCAGUUCCGGAUCCCACCACCCCGCCCGCGGCGCCCAGUCCUCCUUCCAUCACAGAAGGCGGGGCUCAGGACGCUCCAGAGACGCGCAGAGAGAAAACCCGCGGAGGCCCCCGCCGUGAGAACGCGCGGGAGUGGCCGCCACCGCUGGCGGCGCUCGGAAGGCUGCGUAGUGGACAGGGGCCCGGACCCCAGGCUGUUGACCUGGGCAACAAGCCAAGCGUUCUGCGUGAUUGA